Messenger RNA from Iphiclides podalirius (scarce swallowtail), 564 nucleotides. NCBI's taxonomy places the organism in Eukaryota, Metazoa, Arthropoda, Insecta, Lepidoptera, Papilionidae. The record is from the annotation of a GenBank genome assembly.
AUGAAUGGCCCAAUACAGGGGAGCCAGCGGGUGGUUCAAGACGGAAUGGUAGGGAUUGCAACUAUCUGUGGAUGUCGCAAUGACUUGUUCCGAAUGAGAAUCGAAUCCAUGACCUACGGUGACGAAAUCAACACUUUACGUUUUAGACGGAGCGCCGAGGCCCGAAUCUUUUUGCCGCGGCCGCGUAACGGGCCCAAGAUAGCCGCGCCGGUGUCGCGCGGCCGCCGCAUUCCCGCCGACCCGACACCGACCAACAAAUGGACCGUCCAUAAUGUAUACGUAUUACCGCUGAACGGUCGGUGGCCGCGCGCCGCGCUCUCCCUGACGUGUCAAUUUCACCCUAAAUCGGGCCGAAGGGGCCUGAGGGUCUACGAGGCGCUGCCGCUGAUGACCGCAAAGGACCGAGCGUCAGCAUCGGGCAGGUGUCAAAAGCCCGCCCGAAGUGUGGCAAAAAAGGUCAUCAGCUGUGAUACGCGGACGGCGAGCGGCCAUAGAUCUUACACGCAGAGUGGCAACCGUGGCAACGACCGGGUUUACAAUGAUAACACAUCAAUUUUCUGUAGA